Molecule: messenger RNA, 8093 nt
Organism: Callithrix jacchus (white-tufted-ear marmoset)
Lineage: Eukaryota; Metazoa; Chordata; Mammalia; Primates; Cebidae
Source: RefSeq, a predicted model, not a curated record
AUCAGGGGUGAUACAGGCCAAGUAUUCUUAUUCUGAUACUACUAUAUUGGGCAGGCAAAUUUAGCAUAUCAAUCACAGCACAGUAGCCUUCUCUGCCUCCUGCAUACGAAAUUCAAUAGGCUGAUGAUGCUUUUUGUCAGAAACCAAGGUUUUUGGGAACCCUGCAGCUCAUGGGGGCAGGGGCAGUGGUCUAGGGCUAAGCAGUAAUGUCGGUUAGCCAGCCAAGGGGUGCAGAAGUAAGAAAUACUGGGAGUGGAACUCCCAGAAGCCUGGCCUAUAAAUCAGUGCUUUCUUGAAUUUCAGACAGGGUGUGUAUAUUCAUGUUGUUGAAGAUGCUCCCUAAUACAUUUUAUACUUUUUGUUAUCAUGGGCAAAUUGACAGCCAGAUUUUUCCAGACUUUAGUUAAUUUACAAAUUAGCACUCUUUUUUUUUUUUUUUUUUUUUUUUUUUUGAGACGGAGUUUCGCUCUUGUUACCCAGGCUGGAGUCCAAUGGCGCGAUCUCGGCUCACCGCAACCUCCGCCUCCUGGAUUCAGGCAAUUCUCCUGCCUCAGCCUCCCGAGCAGCUGGGAUUACAGGCACGCACCAUCGUACCCAGCUAAUUUUUUGUAAUUUUAGUAGAGACGGGGUUUCACCAUGUUGACCAGGAUGGUCUCCAUCUGUUGACCUCGUGAUCCACCCGCCUCGGCCUCCCAAAGUGCUGGGAUUACAGGCUUGAGCCACCGCGCCCGGCCUAGCACUCUUUUUUUUAGACGGAGUUUGCUCUUGUUACCCAGGCUGGAGUGCAAUGGCGCGAUCUCGGCUCUCCGCAUCCUCUGCCUCCUGGGUUCAGGCAAUUCUCCUGCCUCAGCCUCCUGAGUAGCUGGGAUUACAGGCAUGCGCCACCAUGCCCAGCUAAUUUUUUGUAUUUUAAGUAGAGACGGGGUUUCACCAUGUUGAUCAGGAUGGUCUCGAUCUCUUGACCUUGUGAUCCACUUGCCUCGGCCUCCCAAAGUGCUGGGAUUACAGGCGUGAGCCACCGCGCCCGGCCACACAAAAUAGCACUCUUAACCUCUUCUUUAUGAUCACCACGGACCAGAACACUGUUUUCUAUCUCUAGGGGGACAUAAGGCUGUUCCACUUUCCCACAAGAGCAGUGUAUAUUUGCUUGGGUGUCUCGGUUUUGUGUGUGUGUGUGUGUGUGUGUGUAUGUGUGUUUUGAGGGGAGUUGUUGCUUAUAAUUGAUGGGGUGCAACAUCCAGGUUCAUGAGUGGGAAUUUUGGGGAGGUCUGGAGUCUCAUGUCAUCUUCUUUACUUCUAACUUCUCAAUAUCCUGCUUUUCUUCAUGCAGGUGACAUGGAGGAAGAAAGAACAACUGCUGAGUUACAGAAAAAUAGGAUACAGGACUCAGUAGUCUUUCAGGAUGUGGCUGUGGACUUUACCCAGGAGGAAUGGGCUUUGCUGGAUCUUGCUCAGAGGAACCUCUACAGAGAUGUGAUGCUGGAAAACUUCCAGAACCUGGCCUCGCUAGGGUAUCUGCUACACACACCCCAUCUGAUCUCCCAGUGGGAACAAGAGGAGGACCUGCAGACAGUGAAGAGAGAACUUAUCCAGGGCAUCUGUGUGAGAGAGCACCAGGAAGGUUUUGAGACUCAGCUUAAAACUAAUGAAUCAGUUGCCCCACCAGAUAUUUGUGGAGAAAAAAUAUCCAAUGAACAGAAAAUAGUAAGAUUCAAAAGGAAUGAUUACGGGUUCUCCAGUUUACAUGAAAACCAGGAAUCCUGUGGUAUUGAUUAUCAGAACAAAAGCCAUGAGAGGCAUUUGAGAAAUCCUAUGGUAGAGAACAUCUAUGAAUGUAGUGAAGAAAAUCAACAUGGACAGACUUUCAGCCAAGUUCCAAAUCUUGAUUCACUCAAGAGAACGACUGAAGUAAAAUCCUGUGAAUGCCACGAGUAUGGAAAGGCCUUCGUGGAUCAUUCGUCCCUUAAGAAUCACAUCAGGUCUCAUACUGGAAGCAAACCCUAUCAGUGCAAGGAAUGUGGGAAGGCCUUCCAUUUUCUUGCUUGUUUUAAGAAGCAUAUGAAAACCCCCACUGAAGAGAAGCCCUAUGAAUGUAAGGAAUGUACCAAAGUCUUCAGUUGUUCCUCAUUCUUUAGGGCACAUAUGAAGCUUCACGUGGGAAAGACGAACUAUGAAUGUAAGGAAUGUGGAAAAGCUUUCAGUUGUUCCUCAUCACUUACAGAACACAAAAGGAUUCAUAGUGGAGAUAAGCCUUACGAAUGUAAGGAAUGUGGGAAGGCCUUCAGUUGUUCCUCCUCACUCUCCAAACACAAAAGGAUUCAUAGCGGAGAUAAGCCAUAUGAAUGCAAGGAAUGUGGGAAGGCCUUCAGUUCUUCCUCUCACCUUAUAAUACAUAUAAGAAUUCACACUGGAGAGAAGCCGUAUGAAUGUAAAGAGUGUGGGAAGGCCUUCAGCGAGUCCUCAAAACUCACUGUACAUGUGAGGACACAUACCGGAGAGAAACCCUACAAAUGUAAGGAAUGUGGGAAAGCCUACAAUUGUCCCUCCUCCUUGAGUAUCCAUAUGAGAAAACACACUGGAGAAAAACCCUAUGAAUGUCUGGAAUGUGGAAAGGCCUUCUAUCUUCCCACUUCCCUUAAUACACAUGUGAAAAAUCAAAGUCGAGAGAAGCCCUACGAAUGUAAGGAAUGUGGGAAGGCCUUUAGUUGUCCCUCAUCCUUUAGGGCACAUGUGAGAGAUCACACUGGAAAGAUACAGUAUGAAUGUAAGGAGUGUGGGAAGACCUUUAGUCGUUCCUCGUCCCUCACUGAACACUUAAGAACUCACAGUGGAGAGAAGCCGUAUGAAUGUAAGGAAUGUGGGAAAGCCUUCAUUAGUUCCUCCCACCUUACAGUACAUGUCAGGACUCACACUGGAGAGAAACCUUAUGAAUGUAAGAAAUGUGGGAAAGCCUUUAUUUAUCCCUCAGCCCUUAGGAUCCAUAUGAGAACGCACACUGGGGAAAAGCCCUAUGAAUGUAAGGAAUGUGGGAAAGCAUUUCGUCAUUCUUCAUACCUUACUGUACAUGCAAGAAUGCACACUGGAGAGAAACCCUUUGAAUGUCUGGAAUGUGGGAAAGCCUUCAGUUGUCCCUCAUCCUUUCGAAGACACGUGAGAAGCCACACUGGAGAGAAACCCUAUGAAUGUAAGGAAUGUGGGAAAGCCUUUGUUUGUCCUGCCUACUUUCGAAGACAUGUGAAAACUCACACUAGAGAAAACAUACAGAUGUAAGGAAUAUGGGAAUGUCUGCAGAGCUUCAGAUCCUAGGCAACUUGUGAGGUCUCAUACUGUGGAGACAACCUAUGAAUGUAAGAAAGUAGGAAAUUGUUGCUUAUUGUUUUGAAGAUUUGAGAAACCUUAGAGAAACCCUGUCUAUGAAAAUCAUGUGCUAAAGCCUUUAUGAACAUCACUUAUUAUGUAUAAGAAAAUUCAUACUAGAAAUGAAGAUCACUGCCUCAUCCUUAAAGUGAACUACUGGCUCGUCGAUUACCAGUGUUUUUUGAUAGGAACAUUUAAGGUGAUAAAUUUACCUUUUCAGUUCUAGCCACAUACUUUUUAUUAUGAGGUGCUUUAAUUUUGGUUCUGAUAUAAAUAUAAUUUCCAUUAUAAAGUCUUUUGGAUCCAUGGAGGAUAUGAAAUAUUUUUUCUGAAUAGGCACAAGUGGUCUUUUUUUAAAAAGUGAUUUCUAAUUAAUGUUCAUUGUUCUUUAAGUGGGUAGUUAUUAUAAUAUUGACACUUUGGUUUUUGUUGGUAUUUUGCUUUUAGUGUGCAUGGCAGACAAUGAAAAUUGCCCACUCAGUAUUUUUCUUGUUCUUUCUUGCUAAGAGCCUUAAGGUUUUGAGAGGAUCAAUUUUUACUAUUAAACACCUUUCUUGUCUGGUGAGUAAUUCAGCAGAAAUUAAUUUAAAAAUUAAUUAAUAUAGGGCCGGGCAUGGUGGCUCAUGCCUGUAAUCCCAGCACUUUGGGAGGCCAAGGCGGGUGGAUCACGAGGUCAAGAGAUUGAGACCAUCCUGGUCAACAUGGUGAAACCCCGUCUCCACUAAAAAUACAAAACAAAUUAGCUGGACAUGGUGGCACAUGCCUGUAAUCCCAGCUACUCAGGAGGCUGAGGCAGGAGAAUUGCCUGAACCCAGGAGGCAGAAGUUGCCAUGAGCCGAGAUCGCGCCAUUGUACUCCAGCCUGGGUAACGAGAGAAACUCCAUCUCAAAAAAAAAAAAUGAAUAUAAAUUAAUUAAUUUUUGUAUUUUGUUCUUUGUCCUUGCUCAUGGCUGGGAAUUGGAUCCAGUGUUUGAGUAUAAAAAUUGUGUUACAUGGCCGGGCGCGGUGGCUCACGCCUGUAAUCCCAGCACUUUGGGAGGCCGAGGUGGGUGGAUCUUGUAUAAGGUCAAGAGAUCGAGACCAUCCUGGUCAAUAAGGUGAAACCCCGUCCCUACCAAAAAUACAAAAAUUAGCUGGGCAUGGUGGUGCACGCCUGUAGUCCCAGCUACUCAGGAGGCUGAGGCAGGAGAAUUGCUUGAACCCAGAAGGUGGAGGUUGUGGUGAACCAAGAUAGUGCCAUUGCACUCCAGUCUGGGUAGCAACAGCGAAAACUCCGUCUCAAAAAAAAAAAAAAUGUGUUACAUUAACUACAUUUCCCAGAAUCACUUUUUUUCUCCAGUUGUGUUAGACUUGUCUAAAGAGUUCAUAUGAGAUGUGGAAGGUAUAAAGGAAGAAAAAGCCAUUAUGCUAUGUUCAGUGGGUCAUCAGACGGAGACAGAGGUAUCAAGGCCUGGUGACCUAGUUUUCAGCUCAUUUUUCUGAUUGUCGGACUCAUUGAUCAAUAUUUGCUCAAAACUGAAUUUGAUAGCUGGGUGUGAUGGUGUAUACCUGUAGUCCCAGCUACUCAGGAGGCUGAGGCAGGAGGAUCACUUGAGCCCAGGAGUUUGAAGCAGCAGUGAACUAUGAUCAUGCCACUGCACUCUAGCCUGAGUGACAGAGUGUUUUGUUCUCAAAACACAACAAAACACUGAACAUGAAAUGCUUGCUUGACUUCAGCGUCCUCUGAGGCAGCAGCUCUGCAGCUAUCACCAUAUACAGCUUCUUGGAUUUUCAGGCAAGCUCUGGGAUUGCCAUUUUGCUUAUGUUGCAGUCUGUCUUACACAGUCCAAUUGCAUCAUGUCACCCUAUUCAUGGGGAAAGAUAUUUUUGCAAGUCUCAAAAGUAAGAGCUGUGGAGAGUGAGAGGAGUUACCCUUGGUAAUUGAGGUAAGCAUCCAUAGGGUGUCAUCCCGUUUUAAUGGAGGAAGAUUUAUACUUCCUUCAAACAGAAAAGAUUUUACUGCUUUUUUUCCUUAAUGUAAGAACAUGAAUUGCUUCAGGCACUUUUAGCUAUAGUAUUAUAUUUUCCUUUUAAAAGUAUAACUCUGGCUGGGCGUGGUGGCUCACGCCUGUAAUCCCAGCACUUUGGGAGGCCGAGACGGGUGGAUCACGAGGUCAAGAGAUCGAGACCAUCCUGGUCAACAUGGUGAAACCCCGUCUCUACUAAAAAUAUUAGCUGGGCAUGGUGGUGCGUGCCUGUAAUCCCAGCUACUCGGGAGGCUGAGGCAGGAGAAUUGCCUGAACCCAGGAGGCGGAGGUUGUGGUGAGCCGAGAUCACGCCAUUGCACUCCAGCCUGGGUAGCAAGAGUGAAACUCCAUCUCAAAAAAAAAAAAAAGUAUAACUCUACUACUAUUAUAGUUUCCCUUUAAAAGUAUUAUUCUACUACUUCCCCUUAAUCACUUUUUAUUUUAUUAUGUUAUACAUACACUAACAUGCAUGAAGUAUGCUAAUCUUCAAUGUACAGCUUGCUGAAAUUUCAUGUAUGUGUACAUCCUAGUAAACAGAGAACAUUUCCAGGACGUUAGGAAAUUCCUUUAUCCUCUUUCUCAGUGACUAAUUACUCCAUAGGGCAACCACAAUUUUGACUCUUAUUAUAAUUGACUUGGUGUAUUUGUUCUUGGUUUUCAUCUAAAUGUGAAAAUAUAAUAUGUACAGGUAUGUGUUUUGGCUUCUUUUGCUCAACCAAAUGUGCAGUUGACUUUUAAUUGCUCUUUUGAUAGAUGUACGGGCUUAUUAAUCUUGCUGUGUGCUGUAUGUGCAGGAAUGAAUUUACUGAUCACAGGGCAGACUUUCAGUUUCGUUUUGGUAGGUAUUCCAGUUUUCAGAAAAAUACUGGUUCCACCAAGAAUCCCCAAAACACUGUGUGAAAGUUGCAGUUGUUUCACACACCUGGCCAGCACUUUCUGAUUGUAGUCAUUCAGCAGAGCAUGCGUUUACCUCAUGUGUAAUGAUUCUGAGUACUUUUCAGUGUGCUUAUUGGCUAUUUGGAUUUUUUUUUGUGAGGACACCUGUUGAAACAUUUCACUGAUUUAUGGUUCUUUUUUCAAAAGAAAAGUUGAAGGGUUUUCUUCUGGUUACGUGUCCUUUAUUGUAUAUAUGUGUAUCUAUAUCUAGGUACACAUGCAUACAUGUGUAUAAACCAUGUAUUAUAUAUUACAUAUAUACAUAAAAUAUGUAUAUUAUAUAUACAUAUAUUACAGAUAACGUUUCCCAGUCUCCAUCUUGUCUUUUCACUCUUUAAAGGGAAUUUGUUGGCUUAAAUAAUUUAUUACUAAAAAGUCCUUGGGUGUAACAAGCUUCAGACAUGGCUAAAUCCUGGGACUAAAAAAAAUGUUAUCUAUUUGAAUUCUGUCUUCCUGUCUUGGCUGUGUAUCCUGUUGCAUUAGCUUUUGUUCCAAGCAGGUUGUCUCUUCAUAGCAGGCCCCAGAAACUCUGGCUGCUUUUUUCCCAGCUUGAAGUCUCAGGGAGAAAAGAGUGAUUGUUUUUUUGAACAGCUCCAAUAUGAUUAUCAGAAUUGAAUCUGGUUGGCUCUGACUGGCUCCCUUGCUUGCUGUACUCUAGUCACUGGCCUGGGGAGUGUAAUACUCUCAUUUGUUUAGGGUUAGUGCCCAUGCUUAUCCAGAUACUGGGUUAGAGUCUACACUGACUGAAUCAGAGUUCUGGCAGUUUUGACACGUGGAGAGGGGAGGAGGCAGCAGUGGGCAGGUAGGACCUAAAAAGAGUGGUAAUAUUGUUAGCUAUCAUGCUGGUUUUAGCAGGAGGUGGGAACUGUGAAAUCUGGGAACUCUGCUAGGGGUUCCUAGAUGGCAUUUUAGAAAAGUCGAAUGUGAUCUGUUAACAUGUCUUUAGAUCACUAAAGAUUACUGCUCAGUCUUUAAUGAGCAUAAAUAUCAACUUGAGAUCUGACACUUGAUUAAGAAUUAUUUGCCUGGACCAAGAUAAUGAAUCUAUUCUCCUAUGUCUUCUUCUAUAUUCUUUAUUGUUUUUAUUUAGAUCUGUGAUCUACUUUCAAUAAUUUUUUUGUAGUGCAUGAGGUAGGAUCAAGGUGUAUGUAUAUGAUUUAUCAAAGAAACUAUACUUUUCCCCUCUGCUUAGGCAAUCUCUGCCCCUUGGUUCAUUUGUCUUUCCUCGCACCAUUACCGUACUAUCUUAAUUUAUGUUGCUUUGUAAUAUUUUUUGAAAUCUGGUAGUGAGAGCCUUCUAGCUUUUUUAUUCUUUAAGAUUGUCUUGCCUUCUGUGUUCCCAUAUUUUCUAAAUUAAUUUUGCAAUCUCAGGAUUAAUUUUCAGAAAUAAAUUUUUUGGUACUGUGCUUGUGAUUGCAUUAACUUUAUAAAACAACCUAAGGAUAAUUGACAUCUUUACAAUAUUGAGUUUUCCAAUUAAUGAAUGUGGUAUAAUUGUUCAUUUACCUAGGUUGUCUUUAACUUUUCUCAACAGUGUUUUAAAGUUUUAAUUGUAGAAGUCUUGAUUUGUUUAAUUUAUUUCUAGGUAUGUGGAAUAUGUUACUUUGUAAAUAUUUUAAAUUUGUUUUUCAAUAUUUUUGGCUAGUACAUAGAAUUGCAGUAUCUUUUUGUAUAUUGACUUUAUAGCUGGUGACAUUUAUAAAUCCAAUUAUUUAUUCAAAUACUUUGUGGAUUAUUUUGGAUUUUUUUAUAUAUAUAAUCCUGUUAAUACCAAUAAAAGAAAGUUUUACUUAA